AUGGCUGCAAAGGUCCCGCAGCAAAAGAUCACUAUAACGGAAGCAGAUGCUGCGGCUGGUGUAGAAGAGGAUAAUUUUCAUGAAAUGAGAAACAAAGUUUUGUCAUCGUUGCAACUACAACACCCUAUCGUUUUUUAUCAAUAUAAUGUAUGUGAUAUGGUGAAAAGUAGUACUCUGAAAAAAUUGAAAAUGGAUAUGCUUCAACGCCUAUGCGAAGAACUUACCCUCGAUGUUCCAGAAAUGUCUGGCAAGAAGAAGAACACAAAAUUACCUUACAUCAAGCUCCUAGAAAGUGCUGUUUCCGGAUGCUCCUGUAACACUGGCUGA
Molecule: messenger RNA, 327 nt
Organism: Paramuricea clavata
Lineage: Eukaryota; Metazoa; Cnidaria; Anthozoa; Malacalcyonacea; Plexauridae
Source: the annotation of a GenBank genome assembly